AUGCCUAGUUUUUCACUUGGACUUGGUCUUGGUCUAACACAAGAGUUUCAGGAAGGAGAUGAAAGCAGUGAAGAUGAACACAUGAAGAAAGAAAUAAAAAAUGAAAAACUUGAUGAAGGAGAAAGUUAUGAUUUAGAAGAAACAGAAUGUGACAAUAAUAUCUUGGGAAUUGAAGAUGAUGAAGACAAAAAAAGAGAAACUAAGAGAGGUUAUGUGCUUGGAAGAGGAAUGAUUGAAACAAUGCAGGCAGGAUUAUGGGUACAUGCACAUGUCAUUGAUGCUUGGACUGAUAUUUUGAACUAUGAAGAAAAGCUUAAAUCAAAUUCUACAGUGAAUCGGUAUUUCUUUGAUACAUCAAUGGUGAGACAGUUCAUAUUUGACAAAAAUAUCCCUUUCAAUGAAAGAUUUGAUAAAUUUGAGUCAAAUAUCAAAGAUGCAAUGAAAAAGGACAAAAAACUUCUGACAUUUGAAAAAGUUCACUUGGUGUUUUUCCUAGUUCAUCAAAAAAAUCACUUUUACAUCAUCUGCAUAAACUUAGACGAACCAGCGGUUGAUGUCAUUGACAAUAGGAAUUCAGUUGCAAAGAUUCCUAGAGCUUAUCGUGAUGCACCUAAUGAAUUGAAAAUACUUUUUAGUAGGUACUUGAUGAGGGUCAAUCACAAAUCAGCUUCAACUUUGGAGGGUGUUGAACCAGAAAGGGUGAACAUGAAUUGGCGCACAAGGGAUAAUCAUGUUGAAUGUGGAGUUUUUUGCAUGCAUCAUAUGGAGACAUAUAUGGGAGAUAAAACAGUAAAUUGGACAUGUGGGUUGCCAAAAGAAUCAAAACAACAACAAAGUGUGUUAAACGAGUUACGCAUUAAGUAUUUGACAAAGAUACUAUUGAGUGACACAAACACAUACAAGUUAAAAAUCAUUGCACGAACAGCUAAGUUUGCAAAAAAGACUAAUGAAGAAAUAAAAGAUUUGCUCGACAAGGGAUGGGAAAAAAGGGGAGAAAGGAUAUAG
Messenger RNA from Lactuca virosa, 1005 nucleotides. The record is from the annotation of a GenBank genome assembly. NCBI's taxonomy places the organism in Eukaryota, Viridiplantae, Streptophyta, Magnoliopsida, Asterales, Asteraceae.